AUGCUUGUCAAGCAGGAACUACCACCCAGGAGUCUUUGCUCCACCACACCGACUCAGGUUUCCACGAGUCCUACCACUCCCACUCCUCCCACUCGCACUGAGAGUCCUGUGUCGUCUACUCAUUCAUCUACCCUUGGAGGCUCGGGCAAUACCAAACCAAACCCAACUUGGGAGUCUAUCAAGAUCAUGAAGACGGCGCGUCCCUAUCGAUCACACAAAUACCCCGCUUGUGCUCGUUGUCACAAACGUCGUUCAAGAUGUACAAUUGAAGUCCCAGGCCAGGCUUGUCUGCUUUGUCGAAUGCAUGGUGUGCCUUGUUCCUCAGCUACUGCCAAAAAGGACGACCGCGUCACUCCCAGAAUAGGUUUUGUCCAUCGAUCCCUUCUUACGGACGACAAGGCUGCUGAGACGUAUUCCCAUAUCGUUGGGCCCGUCAUUGCUCGAGAUACACAGAUUUUAGACCAAUACCUUCCCCAGGUGAAUGGGCAUUCCCAUCAUGUUCCCAUCCAACCGAACCUUGGACGCCGCGAGUCUAGUAAACCAAUCUAUCAUGUUCCAGUUCCUCCUAGAAGACCAAGUCCCACGGAAUGCAAUUGCUCUACGAACUUACCAGCGAAACUCCUGGAACAGGUCGAACCUUUCCUCGAGAAACUACUGACCAACUAUUAUGAUCAUGCGCAUCCAUGUUAUCCCGUCACAGAAGAAGACUGCGUCAUGUCCCGUAUCAAGGACAGGAACUCCCUACCUCAGACUUUCUACGUCAAUCUCAUCAGUCAAGCUCUCUUCUACUGGGACGUUUCGCCGGCUUUAGCGAACCACGCUAGACCAGAUCAAGACGCUGCGUGGCAGGUCGCUGUUGCCGCAAAUACUGCCGACAUGCAGAAGAGUGACAUUUCCACCAUCAUCGCCAUCUGCAUAAAUCUCGCUGGGCGGCCAUCCCGAUGUCUGGUCAACAAUGUUGCUAAUGUUGCUCGUGCCGUUGCCCUGUCGCACUCGAUAGGGCUGAACCACGACUGCAGCGAGUGGAAGAUGAGUGACAUGGAGAAGCGAAUUCGUUGGAAGGCUUGGUGGGGAGUCGUAAUUCAGGAUCGCUGGUUCAAUUUCGCCCAAGGCACUCCACCAUACAUCUCAAAAGGCCACUAUGAUGUUCCAUUCCCAACCGUGGAUCUACUCACACUGGGAAGAGCAGGCUCAAGCAGACACACUCGAGCAGCAGAAGUCUACAUCCAAUUGUGUCGCCUUACAGAAAUCGUUGGUGACGUUCUGCCACUCAUCUACCAUAUUCGUUCUGGUAAUGACAGCAUUGCCGCCGAACAAACCUCAAGAUCCGAAAUUGAACUUAACCGGUGGAUGGAGAGUCGUCCUAGUUGGUUGAAUCUGAAUGAAUUCCAUAGCAGGCCACCCGUACCUGGUCUGGUCAAUUUGCAGCUAUCGUAUUUAUCCGUUCGAAUGCUGCUUCGUCGAAUCGCUUGGCACGAGAUCAGUCAAAGAGAAAGCGAUCCGGCCUCUUCCUGGCUUCUAGGCUGCCAGGCUGCGGCCGACGAUAUUGUUCGAUUUGUCACGUCUUUACACAAACAAGAUUUGUUGGGCUUUUGGUUACCAUACAAUGCACAUCAUUUCACUUCUGCAGUUACAUUACUACUGCGGUGUGCACUACAAACGAGCUACUCGAAUGUCCGAGCGCAGUGCAUGACCAGUGCCCGUACCUUAGUCGACUGUCUCAGACGAUUUCACGAGGAGGAGAAAUGGGACUUGGCAGAGACUGCCUUAUCACAGAGUGAAUCAGUCCUCAAGCGGAUCGAGGAUUCCUUACCGCAGACCCCCCUCUUGAGGACGCCAAGCAUACCUCCUACAGUCCUGCGACAUGACCAUAUGGGAAAUCAAGGUUACUUACACGAUAGCAUGAUGGGAGAUCAAUUAUCUGAGGAUGAUUUUCUAGCACAGCAUGGCCAGUCAUCGAUCGAGGAACUGUUCCCAGAGAUUUUCGCCGAUUUCACUGAUACUGCAUUGUUUACUGGGUCGCUCCAACUCGAUGUCGGUGUGUAA
Molecule: messenger RNA, 2046 nt
Organism: Exophiala bonariae
Lineage: Eukaryota; Fungi; Ascomycota; Eurotiomycetes; Chaetothyriales; Herpotrichiellaceae
Exons: 1
Coding region: 1-2046 (681 amino acids)
Biological process (GO): DNA-templated transcription
Cellular component (GO): nucleus
Molecular function (GO): DNA-binding transcription factor activity, RNA polymerase II-specific; zinc ion binding; DNA binding
Source: RefSeq, a predicted model, not a curated record